AUGCGGCUCCUUUGGCUGCUCUUCUUGGCCAUGCUGGCGGCCUGCAGCCUCUCGGGGAAGCAGACAGGAGACAUCACCAUUGCCUACAAAGUGCUGAAAGUGUACCCUCAAAGCCGCCAAGUGCUUAUCACCUGCGACAUCCCCGAGGCACCCCGGCCCAUCACUUACUCCCUCAUAGCUAGCCGAGGUCUCCUGGUGACAAAGAGGGUUGUGCACGACUACAAGCCAGUCUCCUUCAAAAUCAACAUCACACUCAAGUCCAGCCCAGACCUGCUCACGUACUCCUGCCAAGCAGCCUCUCACUCGGGUACCUAUGGGCCCAGCACCAGGCUGCAGAUGUACUGGGAGCUGUGGGCCAAGCCUGUGUCCCAGCUGCAGGCUGACUUCACCCUGUACGAUGGGGACUCAGGCCCCACUGUGGAGAUGUCCUGCCUGGCAUCCUCAGGCAGUCCACCCAUCGUCUACAGCUUGGUUGGGAAUGAUGGGCGUGUACACGCACAGCAGAGGCCACUCCAUGGGAAGCCGGCCAACUUCUCCAUCCCACUAUCCCAGAUGUCGGGCUGGUUCCACUGCGAAGCUGCGAACAGCGUCAGUGUCGACAGCAGCGCCCGAGUUCUGCUGCCCCCAGGUGAGAAGGCCCUUCCAGGCCUGGAGCAGGGCCUACAGCGGGAGCUGCCCGUGACAGCCACCUGCAUGCUGGCUGGCAGCCUGGUCUCCAUUGCAGCUAUUAGUUUCGGGAUGCUGAGGUCAACCAGGCGCAGCUCCAAGUUCCUGCACCUGCCACCACCACCGCAGGCACGAAGGGGCACUCUGCAGCGAGUCCCCGGCGGCUGA
Messenger RNA from Peromyscus eremicus (cactus mouse), 834 nucleotides. It is a transcript of the gene C8AH17orf99, whose product is annotated as chromosome 8a C17orf99 homolog. The transcript has 6 exons. Lineage: Eukaryota; Metazoa; Chordata; Mammalia; Rodentia; Cricetidae. The coding region runs from base 1 to 834 and encodes 277 amino acids. The record is from RefSeq and is a predicted model, not a curated record.